This is a messenger RNA of Linum trigynum, 2520 nucleotides long. The record is from the annotation of a GenBank genome assembly. Lineage: Eukaryota; Viridiplantae; Streptophyta; Magnoliopsida; Malpighiales; Linaceae.
GGUUCCACACAAGGGCGAAGGAGAAGAAGAACCUGCUGUUUCGUAUAAGCAGUUUUAUCGAGUUCCAAAGCAGGGCAGCCCCUGUUUAUGCUUUGCAGCUGUUGUCCGGAGCUAAAUCGCAAUGGAAAACGUGGCAGGAGCUAAGAAGUUGGUAGAGGGAAGCACAGAGGCCAAGCAGCCACGAAAUUGUAGCAAAGAAACGUCUCCAGCAAUCAUAAUCAAGCAUAGAGAGUUUGACGAGCAGCGAGACAACUUAUUUCACAGCCGAUGUGAGAUUAACGGCAAAAUCGCUUCGUUGGUGAUCGAUGGAGGGAGUUGCGCGAAUUUGAUCAGUACGUAUGCCGUAGAAAAGCUUGAGUUGAAAACCCAGAAGCACCCUAAACCGUAUCAUCUCACCUGGCUCAACGAACAUGGUGACUUGAAGGUCAACAAACAAGUGCAGAUCGAGUUUAGCCUUGGUAACUAUUCGGAUUCUGUGCUUUGUGAUGUUGUUCCAAUGCAAAACGCCGAUAUUUUGCUGGGUAGACCUUGGCAAUUCGAUAGAAGGGUGAUCCACGAUGGUUGGGAGAAUUCGUACACCCUCAAACACGAUGGAAAGAAGAUCAAACUGAAGCCUAUGUCGCCCGACGACGUUUAUGCCGAUCUCAAGACAAUGGAAGAGAGGAUGAACGAAGGGAAGGGUGUCAAAGCUCAGUUGUGGGUACAACGCAACAUUGGGUUCAAUUUUAUGAGCUUUAGGAAGCCUCGGAAUGAAGGAUUCUCGCUGGAAUCCACUGAUCAGAACGACCCCUGUUCUGCCCAGAAAAUCCCCUGUUUUGCGCUAAUAACACAGAACACCGAGAAGCCAAGACACUUCGACAAGUUUCAGGAUGAAUCGAGCAAGCCAGAUGGUUCAGAGGUCUUACUCGAAGGUGAAGGAAUUCUGAUCAGUGAAGCAGACGAUUCAGCGAUCCCCGAGGAUGCUCAAAUCGAGCCAUUGACGAGAGCAGCGGAACUCUGUUCGUCAACGACGAUGGUGCAGAGCAGGAGAGAGGUGCAAUUGGUCGGAGCAACUGGGGCGACUUUGACCUCAACCACCAAUGCCCACACAUCCCAAAUAUUCCCAAGAAACUCUUCUAUUGAAUUGAUUGACUCGAAUGCAGCCCUGAUCGCGAAUCCAAAUCUGGAAAAACUUGCCCUGAAAAGGGUCGAAUAUGAAGCAAAAACCCACGAAUGGGUCGGGGCAACUACAGCUGAAUCGAUGUCAAUUGGGAGUUCAGAAUCGAAGGGAGGGACUUUACGAAGCUGUGGGAUCGUUCAAUUUGCCACGGCCACCCCUGAGUCGAAAACACCCAAUCUGGGUUUUUUGAACCGAAACGUGAAGAACAACAAGGGCGAGAAGAGAGAAUCAGUUUCGGGUUUUGAGCGUGAUUUGAUCUGUUCGAAUGCGUGGAGUCGAUUUCUGGCUGCCAAAGGAUGGUUUAGAUGCGCAGAUAUCAGUACGAAAUUGCAAGAAUCACAAUUCCCCAAUUUCGCGUCUUGGUCGCCGGAAACUGGGUUUAAUUCGCCGGUUUCUGGAGAUUUCAAAGUUCUCAGUGGCGGGAAAUUUGGCGGCAAUGAAUUGGAGCGACUUCGGCGACGUCGAGGCAUGGAAGGGGUUGGAAUCAUACCCUGGAGUCAAUUCGAACCUGAUGGAUGUGAAAAAUUGGAGCGAAAGGGCGUGAGUAAGAAAGCCCCAAAUUUGGAGCCCUCGCCGGAGUUCUUGCCGGCGCCGGCUUCUGGGAUUUUAUCGUCGGAAUCUGGAAAUUUGAAAUCGUGUGUUCUGGGUUUGUUUGAUCGAACUGAUUGCUUGGGGAAGGUCCAUUGGAGCCCUAAGAAUCUACUGAAACUCAAAUCGUGGAGAACAGAAGCCAAUUUACGAGCUGAAGAAGAAUUUGACGUUCAAAAUUUUUUGCCGAAAAGUGUGUUUGGGCAGUCCUCUUUCGAUCCAAUUUGGGAUCAAUUUUGUUGCAAUUUUGCGAAGAGGUCAGAACAAGCUUUGAGGGCAAAGCUUUUUGAAGAGGGGGAGCCUGAUAUGAUCCAAAUUGGCCACUUCUACAAGUCACAAUUACUUGCCAAAGAAGCUAUCAAGGUUGGAAAGAAGAAUGGCAGAAUUUGGCUAAGUCAAAUCCGUGUUCAGGGUACAUACUUUGGAGGCAUGGUUCUCGCAAUUGGCUUGGUGGAAAUUCAAUUUUAAGGAUUUGUUUUGCAGAUAAAGUUACCAUCUUUCCAAUGGUAUGCUGUAUGGAUCCAGAAGAUGUCAUUAAGGUUGUUUUCCAAGUCCUCAAAGUUGCUACCUCAAAACUGGAAAACUGCCAGAAAAUGGUUAAGUCUGGAAACUGUUUUGUGAAGCCUACUUUGGAGCUUAAUUCGAGGAGUAUGGAUCUUAUUCAUGUCCAAAGGCUUCUACAACAUGAAACUAGGUAUGUUUAUCUACCAAGGGAAGGAAUUGGAUGACAGAUUGAAGUUCUGGAAAGCCUUGAACAAAAGGCGCGAAGUUAG